Molecule: messenger RNA, 210 nt
Organism: Parastagonospora nodorum SN15
Lineage: Eukaryota; Fungi; Ascomycota; Dothideomycetes; Pleosporales; Phaeosphaeriaceae
Exons: 2
Coding region: 1-210 (69 amino acids)
Source: RefSeq, a predicted model, not a curated record
AUGUCGGACGAUAUGUCUCUCCCCGCUCUCUUCGAGGCAACGCGCCUGGACGCUCAACCAAAAGAUUCACCCAUCCAUCUCACCAUCGCUAGGAUUCAGCACUUCAAGCACCCUGCUCCACAAACAGUAUCCUCCCUCACGCUUCCUGUCGAGCUGCGGCUGCAGAUCUACAAGUACGCCAUACCCGCCAUGCCAUAUGAUCUGCCAUAA